GGGGACGUCUACCAACAUGUCUAUACAGCCGACCAAAGACGACUUGGACAGCCCAGGCGUGGCAGCCCAGCACUUGGAACUGCCGAGAAACAUCGAUAAAAAGGUCGUCGAGGGUGUGCUCCUUGAUCCCCAAGCUGAAAAGAAAUUGGUCUGGAAGUGCGAUCUCCAUGUGUUACCUCCCAUCACGGUAUUAUUCUUCCUGUCGUUCAUGGACAGGACCAAUAUCGGUGUGUAUUAUAUCCCUGUGCUUUGGUUCAUAUUAGCAACUUUCUUACAAGACCAGGAAAUGCGAGAAUUCAAGGCAUGACGGCAGACUUGCACAUGACCGGCCAUGAUUACAACGUGGCCCUGUUCAUCUUCUUUGUGCCCUAUGUCUUAUUUGAGAUUCCGUCCAACAUGAUCAUCAAACGCAUCGCUCCCUCGACAUGGCUUAGUGCCAUCAUGAUGCUCUGGGGCAUAGCAACACUCGGCCAGGGUCUCGUCAGGAACAACAACGAGUUGAUCGCCUGCAGGUUUAUCCUCGGCUUAUUCGAAGCUGGCUUAUUUCCUGGUUGCGUUUACUUGAUAAGCAUGUACUACAAGCGGUACGAGCUACAAUGGAGGAUGUCUUUAUUCUUCUGCGCCAGUAUCUUAGCUGGGGCAUUUUCAGGCCUACUGGCAUUCGCGAUCGCUAAUAUGGGCGGCUUGGGCGGGUACGGUGCAUGGCGAUGGAUCUUCAUCAUUGAAGGGCUUCUGACGAUUGUUGUCGGCUUUGUAUCGAAAUGGUGGAUCGCCGACUGGCCAGAGACAGCCAAGUUUCUGACCGACGAGGAAAGACAGGUACUCGUCAGUCGGCUCGCCCAGGAUACGGGAAGUGCAAGAAUGGACCAUCUCGACAAGAAGGCAGCAAAGCGUAUCGCCACUGACUGGAAGGUCUAUGCUGGAACGGUGGCGUACUUUGGUGUCGUGAACACUGGGUAUGCAGGAUCGUUUUUCAUUCCCACCAUUCUCCGCCAGAUGGGCCUCACAGCUGCGGCAGCACAAAUCCGGACUAUUCCCAUCUACAUUGUGGCAACCAUUGUAUGUCUCAGUACGGCAUACCUGACGGACCGUCUCAGGCACAGAUACAGCUUCACAAUGAUUGGCAUCGCCAUCGCCACCAUCGGUUACGUUCUUCUACUUUUGCAAAAUGUCGUCCCUGUCGGUGCACGCUAUUUUGCCCUAUUCUUAGUGGUCAGCGGAGGCUACACCACGCAGCCUGUGACAUUGGCCUGGCUUGCCAAUAACGUCAGCGGACACUAUAAGAGAUCGGUAUCCGCUGCAGCACAAGUUGGCUUUGGAAACCUUGGUGGGAUCGUCGCGUCCAACGUUUUCUUUGACUCAGAAGCGCCUUUGUACUGGACUGGCUACGGUGUGAGCUUGGGGAUGCUCUGGCUGUGCGCCGCCGCAUGCACAGCUCUCUACUUGGGAGUUCGCUUGGAGAACAAGAAAAGAGACCGUGGCGAGAGAGACUUCACGUUGCAGGAGCCAGAUGUGGAUAAUAUGGGUGAUGAUCACCCUGAUUGGAGGUUCGCCACGUAGAAGAUGACGCUGUCGUCUUGCCAAUUUACGACACCAAUUUGUCGCAGGUAAUGGAAUUAAGGAACUAAAAAAUGUCUUGAUGGAUUGUGGAUAACACCAUGAAGUGGCACUCAUUAACUAGAUUGAAAAGCAAUGAGAUAUCUAGACUGU
Molecule: messenger RNA, 1710 nt
Organism: Truncatella angustata
Lineage: Eukaryota; Fungi; Ascomycota; Sordariomycetes; Amphisphaeriales; Sporocadaceae
Product: major facilitator superfamily domain-containing protein
Exons: 6
Coding region: 304-1560 (418 amino acids)
Biological process (GO): transmembrane transport
Cellular component (GO): membrane
Molecular function (GO): transmembrane transporter activity
Source: RefSeq, a predicted model, not a curated record